AUGCUCGUCGUCGGUGGUCAGGCGAUGAUCGAGGAGCUGUGCCGAGCCGGGUACCGGCCACACCACCUGAUGGUGGAGUGUGGAAAGCCAAUCCCGGAGUCCUUUCGGGAUUGCCAGACCACUGACAUCGUGUUUGUGGCCCAGUCUGUCUCGGCCUCCGUUGCGUCCGGACUAGACGGCUACGUUGGUGAUUUUGAGAUCCCAACGCCGCCGAUGAAGGAGCAGCUCAUCGCAAAUCAUCAGCGGCUUAAUCGUGUGCUUGUGCUUGACAACGUCAGUGACCCUGGCGUGUUCGGAACGCUACUCCGCACUGCCUCGGGGUAUCAGUACGACGCCAUCAUCGCGACGAAUCACUGCGCUGACCUAUACGACCAUCGCGUCGUUCGCGCUGCUCGUGGCGCGCACUUUCAAACUGCCGUGCCUAUCUACACGUUGAAAGAGGAAGACGGCGAUGACGUGUAUGGACUGCUGAAUCACAUUGUGGAGCGCAACAACCUUCUGCCGCUUUGCUACGCCGCACAGGCAGACACUACUGACCUCGAUGGUGGGGGCGUGAACACGCACUCAGGGUUUGUCGCCGCACCGGAGGCACCUGUGGGAUGCGUUUUUCGGUCUAGCGUGGUGGGAGCGGCAGCCGUGCCUAUUCCGGCGCCUCGGCAGCGGGAGUCCUUCGGUGCCGCAUCGUCGUCGUGCCGCCUCGCCGGCGCAUCGCAGGUGAGAGAGGCGUCGCUUUCCGACUUCUGCCUUGAUCACUUCACACGCCCCUCCAGCGCCGAGGAUGACGCGAAGAGCGGCUACAUUCUCUUUGCCGGCCCGAACCACAAGCGCAACAUGCUCCGCCGCCUGGCAACAAGGUUGUCACGGCCAAACACGCGACUGCUCCUCGACAGCCUUCCUUCGCCGAGCGACACGCCCACCGAUUUGCUGAUUUCCAUGUCGGUUGUGCUCUACGCUCUUCGUCCGCGUGGCAACUGGGAUUACUUGCCGGCGGAGAAAAAGGAGGAGCACUCCACGCUAGCCUUGCAGGCAAAACAUGCCUCGGUGGACAUUGGCGUCAACCGCCUGCGCGUCAGCGCUGCUGAUAUUAACCUCGAUGAGGCAGAGCAGCGAGAGAAAGCCCACCAGGCAAAUGAGCUCAUGCGCUGGCGGCGUCUUGCACGCCACCGCGGCAGCGACUAUGACCAUUGGAUGGAAACGGAGCAGCGCCGAGUGCAGAGGAUGGUGAGACGUGAGAACCAACGUCGUGUCGCACCGUGGAUGUCGACACGUAAUCUCAAGGAAAAGUCGAUGCCGGACUGGGUGCCGAACAUUAUUGAUGAAUACCGCCAGUCGCUGGAUCGCGACGCACUGACGCACGAGCGCGACAUCAGUACCAACUACCAACGGCCACCGAGGUGA
Molecule: messenger RNA, 1398 nt
Organism: Leishmania braziliensis MHOM/BR/75/M2904
Lineage: Eukaryota; Euglenozoa; Kinetoplastea; Trypanosomatida; Trypanosomatidae
Exons: 1
Coding region: 1-1398 (465 amino acids)
Biological process (GO): RNA processing
Molecular function (GO): RNA methyltransferase activity; RNA binding
Source: RefSeq, a predicted model, not a curated record